AUGCAUGUCUUUCUCCCUUUUAAGGUGUACACACUUUCUGUUUCUGGAGACAGACUUAUUGUAGGAACUGCUGGUCGCAGAGUACUAGUAUGGGAUUUGAGGAAUAUGGGAUAUGUACAGCAGAGGAGAGAAUCCAGUCUUAAAUAUCAGACACGGUGCAUCAGAGCGUUUCCAAACAAACAGGGUUAUGUGCUGAGCUCUAUAGAAGGCCGUGUUGCUGUGGAGUACUUGGACCCAAGCCCGGAGGUACAGAAGAAGAAGUAUGCAUUUAAGUGUCACAGACUGAAGGAGAACAACAUUGAGCACAUAUACCCAGUUAAUGCUGUUUCCUUUCACAGUCUUCACAACACAUUCGCAACAGGUGGUUCAGAUGGAUUUGUGAAUAUCUGGGAUCCCUUCAACAAAAAACGAUUAUGUCAGUUCCACCGCUACCCAACUAGCAUCGCAUCCCUUGCAUUUAGCAAUGAUGGCUCUGUUCUUGCAAUUGCAGCCUCUUAUAUGUAUGAAAUGGGAGAAAUUGAACAUCCUGAAGACUCUGUUUUUAUUCGUCAAGUGACAGAUGCAGAAACAAAACCCAAGUCUACAUAAAGCUUUGAAAAGGAUUGAACAAGUUCCUUCAUCAAAUUCUCAUUUUGACUCUGCUGGAACCAGUUUGUAAUGGCCCAGACAUGUUGAUAAUAUCAUACCAAUAAAAGUCAUUGUUCAUAGAGAUAACUGAAGAUCAUAUAGCUGCCAGUUUUUAAAAUCUGUCCAGAUAUGUAUGUAUUUUUGUGUUCUUUGUGUUCUGUGUUUUCGCUUAACAAAAAAAAAUUGAAAAUUCCUAAGUGCUGGAAAAAGUCCACGGUUCUUGUACAGCAAACUUUCUACUUUCCCCUUGUUCUGACAAUUUUCUUGUGAUUACUUUUGCAGUAUUGUUGGGCACACCAGUUUUAAGUAAAACACUGUUUAAAAUAUUUUUUCACUUUUACUUGACUUAAUUUUGUAGAGUGGCACUUUAUUCCUGAGCAUUUUCUUACUUGGUAUAAUAAAGCUCUUUGACUACA
Molecule: messenger RNA, 1043 nt
Organism: Protopterus annectens (West African lungfish)
Lineage: Eukaryota; Metazoa; Chordata; Ceratodontiformes; Protopteridae
Product: mitotic checkpoint protein BUB3
Exons: 4
Coding region: 1-588 (195 amino acids)
Biological process (GO): mitotic spindle assembly checkpoint signaling
Cellular component (GO): bub1-bub3 complex; mitotic checkpoint complex; kinetochore
Molecular function (GO): ubiquitin binding
Source: RefSeq, a predicted model, not a curated record